This is a messenger RNA of Rhipicephalus sanguineus (brown dog tick), 834 nucleotides long. RefSeq lists its product as uncharacterized. The transcript has a single exon. The record is from RefSeq and is a predicted model, not a curated record. The coding region runs from base 1 to 834 and encodes 277 amino acids. Lineage: Eukaryota; Metazoa; Arthropoda; Arachnida; Ixodida; Ixodidae.
AUGAUUCACUGCUCAACCGCCGUAGUACUUCGAACCUGCAUUGAAAAAGACACGGUUUCGGAUGCUCUCACGCAAUUUUGGAAUCUGGAAAGUAUCGGCGUCAAAGAUGAAGAAAGCAUCUCAGACAGCGAACAGACACUACAAGAAUUCGAACGAAAUAUAACUAAAAAGGACGGUCGUUAUCAAGUUCGACUUCCUUGGAAGAAAACUGUAGAACUUGAAGACAAUUUCUCUGUGGCCACUAAACGCCUUGGAAAUUUGAUGCGCAAGCUCAUGAAGGACCACAGCCUUCUGGAAAAAUAUGACAAGACCAUACGUGUAUAUCUGGAAGAAGGUUCAGCAGAACGAGUUUCCAGUUCAAGUUACACACGUGAUCACCGACCGUACUACAUGCCGCAUCGAGCCGUGAUCAAGGAAGACCGGACUACAACAAAGAUUCGCAUCGUUUUUGACGCGUCCUCCAAUGAACGCGGAGCGAAAUCACUGAAUGACAACUUGGAAUCCGGUCCGAACCUAAACCCCGACGUAGCCACACUCCUCUUGCGUUUCCGGAGAUACAAGGUGGCUAUGACAGCAGAUGUGGAAAAGGCGUUCCUUCAGAUUGGUCUACAUGAAGAGGACAGAGAUUCCCUCCGAUUCCUCUGGUUCGCCAAUUCUCCCGAGGCAAAUCAACCAUUACCAGAAGAAGAAAUCUGGAGAAUGACCAGAGUAGCCGUUUGGAGCAACUUCAAGCCCUUUUCUUCUGAUGGCCACCCUGCAACACCAUUUCCGGUGCGCCGAAAACCGCUACAAAUCGACGGCUCUCCUGCUUCAGAAAUCCAUGUACAUGGAUGA